Messenger RNA from Lolium rigidum, 477 nucleotides. RefSeq names its product RING-H2 finger protein ATL39-like. Lineage: Eukaryota; Viridiplantae; Streptophyta; Magnoliopsida; Poales; Poaceae. Bases 1 to 477 code for a protein of 158 amino acids. The transcript has a single exon. The record is from RefSeq and is a predicted model, not a curated record.
AUGGCUUCCUUCGGACCGACGGCUAUGCCAAACUCGGAGCGCGCGCAUCACCUCAACAAAGGGACGGUGAUCUUCAGCUACACCUGCGUCGGCCUCGUGGGCGUCGCGAUCAUCUUCGUCCUCGUCUUCUUCUGCUACCAUAUCCGCAACCGAGCGCCGGUCGCCGCCGCCACGGCGGAUACCGACGCGGCGGGAGGUCGUGGUCGCAGCGUGGACCUCGCCAAGAUACCUGAGUUCGCGUACACCGGGUCUGCCAGGCACAGCGGCAGCGGCGACGGUGCGCAGUGCUCGGUGUGCCUCGGCACGGUGCAAGCAGGCGAGAUGGUGCGGUUGCUGCCCUUGUGCAAGCACCUGUACCACGUGGAGUGCAUCGACCUGUGGCUGGCGUCGCACGACACGUGCCCGCUUUGCCGCGCGGAGGUUGAGCCGCCGGAAGAGGACGACCAGCCCGCGUUGACGACGGAGCUGCCGGUGUAG